UGAUCGUCUGUGGAGGGAGCCGUGCACCAGGCAGGCAGGCACCGCACGAGGCCUCCAUUUGGACCACCGGGACCAGAACCCGAUCGGGCACGGCGGAGAACGCGAGUAAGCACUCCCAUCCUCAAUCCCUCCCCUCCGCGGCUCCGCCGUAAACCCCGCUGUUCUUCGCCGGAGCACUCCCUCCCCGUUCCCCCGCCGCCCCCGGCCCCCCGACCUCGAUAUCUUCGGAGCCCGCCGUUGGGGGCCUACUGCAUGCUCAAAUCGUAGACACUGGGUCGGGGCGUGGUAGAGAUCCGUCCGGGCUCGGAUCGAUUUCUUCGUUCGCUGCGAAGCAUAAAAUAAGCCAUCACAACUGCAUUUAAAGCAAGGCUUCCCACUGAGCCGAAGGUCCUGAGUUCGACACAGUCUCUCUUCAAAAAAUACAGGGGUCGGUACUCAGGUUAUCAUUCAUCACACUAUUAUAUAUCAUGCAAUAUUUGAACCUUCAUGAGUAUUGGAUGUGAUACAUAAUGUACCCAGGCUCUAAUAAUUUGUACAAAACCGAUGGAAACUUCUAAAUCUCCUCAAUCGUCAAAGAACAGUCAUAUUGUGGUGCCUUCUGAUAGUAAUGGCCCCCGAUUUGACAAUGAUGGUUUUUCUUCAGAAGCUGCAUCAAAUCAAAUGGUCGUUUUCAACUCUGAAGCAGGAGAUAAAGAGCAAGAUGAACUGGGGGAAAACCGUUUGCAGAAGUCAAUCAUAACAAGGGGAAUAUCGCCAUCUAUUGGAGCAUUCACUGUCCAAUGUGCUAAAUGUUUUAAAUGGAGGCUUAUUCCAACGAAAGAGAAGUAUGAAGAAAUUCGUGAACGUAUUAUAGAGGAACCUUUUGUAUGCAAAAGAGCUCGUGAAUGGAGACCUGAUGUAACAUGCAAUGACCCAGAAGAUAUAUCUCAGGAUGGUAGCAGGCUUUGGGCUAUUGACAAACCCAAUAUUGCACAACCCCCUCGCGGAUGGGAAAGGCAGAUUAGGAUAAGAGGUGAAGGGGGUACCAAAUUUGCUGAUGUAUACUAUACCUCUCCUACUGGAAGGAAACUUAGGUCUCUGGUUGAAGUCGAUAGGUUCCUCCAAGAGAAUCCGGAGUAUGGUGCUCAGGGUGUAACUUUAGCUCAGUUUUCGUUCCAGAUACCUAGACCUCUACGGCAGGACUAUGUGAAAAAGAAACCGAAGUUGAUAAAUCCAAGUGAUGAAGCAAGUAUGAUUGCCUCUAAGUCUUUUCAACCAGAAGAAGUGAAACCCAUAGCCUGGGCAGUUGCUACAAAACACGAGGGCGAUGCCAGUGAAGAAGCUUCUCUCACCGAUGAGGCACCUACAUCAGAAGUCAUGCUAGCCCGGAAGAGAAAAGCAGGAAGCUCUUUGUCGAUAGAGCCAAACCAUCUCUCUGAUGAACUUGAACCAAAGCUGGAGGAUGCUUAGAACGGGGAGACGUCUACCUGAUAAGUAAAAGUUAGCAGCAUCGUGAUGCCAACUGCCCCCUAUCAUGGUUUUAUUGGCCCUCUGCUUGUUUCUCAUUUCCCUUUGGAGCCAGUUUCUCUGUUUUGCGAGGUCACACAAGCCUUAUUUGUAGUAUUACAACACAGAAGCUGGCUGACCCAAAAUCCGACACUCUGGGGGCAGCAACUUAACAAAAUGUUUGUACGAGGGUUUAGAGCCCCACGGUGCUUCUUUGGAUAAGUAUGUUUAUUACCUUGUACUUAGCUAGGAACCUGCUUAUAUGUAAGAUCUUUGUGUACGACGGAGAAUUGUCACAGCGGCAUAAUUCUGGUGCAUCUUGGAUUUAAUCUCCUGUUCUUUGUUAGACCGGCCAGUAGGCAGUAGCAAAGGUUUUGAAAUGUCUCAAGUUAUAUAACUACUGUGGUAUUGCUAGUGUAAUUCUCUGAGCAUGUUUUUUAUUUGAUAUUGU
This is a messenger RNA of Zea mays, 1936 nucleotides long. RefSeq names its product methyl binding domain 111 (gene mbd111). The transcript is spliced from 7 exons. NCBI's taxonomy places the organism in Eukaryota, Viridiplantae, Streptophyta, Magnoliopsida, Poales, Poaceae. The record is from RefSeq and is a predicted model, not a curated record. The coding region runs from base 544 to 1449 and encodes 301 amino acids. Gene Ontology annotation, molecular function: zinc ion binding; DNA binding.